Adineta ricciae is the source of this 1968-nucleotide messenger RNA. Lineage: Eukaryota; Metazoa; Rotifera; Eurotatoria; Adinetida; Adinetidae. The record is from the annotation of a GenBank genome assembly.
AUGUCGAAUCUACCGCCAUGGCUUAUUGAAAGCCGUGAAAAUGUUUUGAAAACAAAGGAAUGGGACGCAUUAACACAUAAUAUCUACGAUGCAGUUGAUCAACACUUAGCACAAAGUCAUGUUCAAUACUUUACAGAUCUGUCUGAUGCAGAAAAAAGUCUCGUUCUCGAACGCGCGGCACGAAGUUUAAGAGCAACAACAAAUGGAGGACCAACUCCGUACGAUAAUUUAAAUAAGCGCGUAUCAGACUGUCUGGACAAAGGUGUUAAUAACGAUGUUUCUCGUUCGUUAAUAAAGGACGAUCCAACGGAGACGAAAAGUGACCUAAUUUUGGACAAAGUUUGCGAUGGAAUUGUUGGUUUGCUACGAAAAUGGCCUGAUCAAAAAUAUAAACUACACGCAUUUCUAAAUCAACCGUUACCUCAACCGAUACGUUUUGUUGGCUGGCAUCUUUAUUUGAACAAUCCGACUUAUCGACAAAGAUUCACCAAUGAUUUAACAAACAAUUCGCGAAGUGUUUUAUCGCCAUUAGAUGCUGAUAUUCAACGUAAUUGUGACAGUCUUGUUCCAACAUUACCAUCAGCGAAUGAUAUGGUCGAUUCAAAAGGGAACAUGAGUGCAAUGAAGGCAAUACUGUCGUAUCAUCAUUCGAUGCUUUCCAAUAACCGAGAUUUAAGCGAUUCGGAGUACUAUUAUGCUGUUCCGAUCGUUCUCUCGCACAAUCCACCUUUAUCCCGAACGGAGAAACCUUAUGAAAAAUCUCUUGGAGUUUUGAUUGAAAUGUAUCGAACAUUCCUGGAUACGAUGCCACCUACACUCCGUGAUGUUUAUUUGAAUAAUUCAACCCAAGAACUUGAUCCUUGGUUUGUUAAAGUUGAGUAUUAUUUGAAAGAGAUCGAUCGACCACUGUACAAUCAUAUUCGAAGUACUGUCAAUUCAUCAGAUGCACACACAUCCGCAUCCGUUGAUCAAUAUGUUCUAUCUUUUAUCCGAAAAUGUUGUUAUCCUUGGUUUAAAUACAUGUUUGUCGGGUGUCUUUCGGCGGAUCCGUUGAUGUAUGUAUGGGAUCAAUACUUAAUCACAAGUGACGUGCCGAAAUUUCAUGAUGAGUUGAUUCCUGCAAUAGCAGCAGCAAUGAUAGUGACACUGCGGGACUUUCUAUUGAAAUGUCGAUCGCCAUCGGAUAUGGAAGCAGUUUUGCAAAGACGAACGAAUAUAAUUAUAACACGACAAUUACAAUCAGUCGUGGUGAGAUUUUUCUUGACAGAUUUUAAGAAUCGCAUUGCGAAAUCACAUUUUGGACCAGUGAUUGAUCCAACGGAAGGACGUCAAUGGACAGGUUUCAAUCGUGAUCAUGUUCCACAAGUGGCCAAUCGACCUGAACAACGAUUCAACGAUCGAGAGAGAAAUGAACAAACGCUUCAACUGGAAAAACGAUUACGAGAAGAAAUGGCUAAGCGUGAAGAAAACGAACGCUUGUUGCAAUCAAAAAUCGAGCAGCUGCAACGUGAUAUGGAACGUAUGAGACAAAAUCCAGUAAUGAUAACAACGGCUCAACCCGUCAUUACCACAAUACCUCCUCGAGCACAAACUCCUGUCGAACGUUACGUUGUUACCGAAACUCGACCGAAACCUGUUACACCUCCACCGGCACUAAAAGACACUUCUCACCGGGCACCAUUGAACAGUCCCGUUCAUGAUUUACUUCGUCGAAUCGCUCAGACAUGCAAUCGAGUGGCACAUGGUGAAGGAAGAAACAGUCAGGUUUUGAAUGAACAGACUAAAAAUGAUAUUCGCGUUCAUAAACUUGAUUUGAAAAUGGCCGAACGACAAGUUAUUGGUCGAACAUUACAAGUCGACGAAUGGGAACAUCUUCCCGCUACACAAAAGGAAGUCUACAGUCAACAAAUGCUCGAAGCUGUCAAAGCGCGAAUACAAAAGCGAUAUACCGCAGGACGAAAAGGCUAA